ACUAUAAAAUCCUCCGGACGCCUCAUCAAGUGGUCAUAGUGAAAGCAGCGCCGACGCAUACACCCGACUGGAAUACGUAGUGCACCCGACGGGACGGAAACUCAGCAACAUGUUCGCCAAGUGCAUCUCUUCGCUCCUUUGCCUGGCAGUCACCGUCAGUGCUGGUAUCGUCGCGUCUAGCGGAGGACACAGUGUGCAGCAUCGGAAACAGGACGAUUACGGAAACUACCAAUUCGGCUAUGACAUUGUUAACGGUUACGGUGCUGUCAACGGCCGUCACGAAGCUGGAGGCGCGUAUGGUCCCGUGCACGGUUCCUACUACCUCGGAGACAUCGACGGCCGCCACCGGCAGGUGCACUACGUGGCCGACAAGCUCGGGUUCCGCGCCGUCGUCAAGACCAACGAGCCUGGUACAAAGACCAGCGCGCCUGCGUCAGCUCCUUACGUGUCGGCCAAUGGCAAGGCUGUACCUGCGGCUUCGGUACAACCGGCUCCGGUCGCCAUUGUGAAGCCAGUGAUCCCAGCUUACGGCGGACAUCUUGGCUACGGUUACGGAGGAGGCUAUGGGGGAGCCUACGGCCACGCACCCGUCGCCGCUGCUGUGGUCGCGAAGGCUGCCGUUCCGGUGGCUGCUUACGCAGCUGCUCCUCACUACGGUUACGGCAGUGUCGGUGCGCUUGGUCACGGCUACGGGCUUGGCUACGGAGGUUACGGUGGCUACGGGGGCUACGGAGGCUACGGGCAUGGCUAUCUGGGAUAGGCAGUCGCUUCCAAACGAGCUUAUUUAUUGGGAUCAAGGUGACGGGGUAUUUGUUAGUGUCGCAAGUGUUGCCAAAAGCAAGACUUCGUUGUUAUCCAUCUUCAGGUCCCGGUUCCUACAUCAUUUAUUUGCGUGUUCC
Messenger RNA from Dermacentor silvarum, 899 nucleotides. Its product is annotated as adult-specific rigid cuticular protein 15.7. The record is from RefSeq and is a predicted model, not a curated record. Gene Ontology annotation, molecular function: structural constituent of chitin-based larval cuticle. Bases 110 to 760 code for a protein of 216 amino acids. Gene Ontology annotation, cellular component: chitin-based extracellular matrix. Lineage: Eukaryota; Metazoa; Arthropoda; Arachnida; Ixodida; Ixodidae. The transcript is spliced from 4 exons.